CUCCAGUGAUAUUUUGGCUUUUCCUUUGAGUUUCCCCAAAAGAAAUUGGUCGUAAUUCUAUGGAGGAUUGUGAUGACCUUAUGAAGAAAUUUAGAAAUGGCGAGGUGGUGUAACGGUAUGGAAGAUAACACAUGUUUGAUUAGUAUAAGUCUUCCGCUUUGAUUGAUGUUUUUUCUUUUCCAUGCGUGAAGUCUUGAUUCAACUCUCCCAACACCUAAAAAUGUGGUGGCAGUACGAAGAAAACAACUCAUUGUUGUGUCCGGGCAGUUUGGGGUGGGUAAAAACUAUAAAUACUCCUAAUCUUAAACAUUUUUCCAUAUCUCUUCUCCAAUUAUUCCUAAAUCCUACUCUCUACUCUCUAAUUAUCUUCAUCUUCUCAAAUUCUCUUAUUCUCCAAUAUAUUAUAUAUCUACUUAUAUUAUUUAUCUACUUAUAAAUAUAUAUAUAUUAUACUACCUCCGUCCCAUAAAAUUCUUCCCACUUUGACUUGACACGGAGAUUAAGAAAGUGGAAUAAAGUGGAAAUGUGUGGUUGUGGUUGUGUAAGAAAAAAAGGAAAUGAAUGUGAACCACACAAAUUGUCCAAAAAUGGUAAGUGUGAAGAAUUUUUUGGGACAACCCAAAAAGGAAAGUGGGAAGAAUUUUAUGGGACGGAGGAAGUAUUACUUAUAUUUCUUAUCUACUUAUAUAGUUAUAUAUUAAUUAUCUAUUCGGUUAAUAUAUAGUUAUAUAUUAAUUAUCUCCAAGAUGAAAGGUGGUAGAUAUUCGGUUGAUAUGGGUAAUCUCGACCGCAACCGAAAGAACGAGCUUGCGAGGAAGAGAUCCCGCAAAGGUAAAUCACAUAUCGGCUCUUCAUCUCAAAGCCGAGAUGAUUUUGAUACAAGUUACGCAAGGAGGGAUGAGGAUGCGAUGACCGACGAACAACUAAAACAAGAAUUGCACCGACAUAAUAGUCGGUUUUUCCAAGAUCAGCCGAGGACCAUUGACGAAGAAGAGUUCGAGGACGAUGAUGUGGAGGAAGUAAUUCCGGAGAGCCACGACGCCGACGAGGAGGAGGGUGGCGGCAGCCACGACGCCGACGAGCCUGCCUCAUCCCAAACCGGUACGAAAAAAAGUAAAUCUGAACUAAUGCUUAAUUAUUUUGAUAAGUGGAAGGACCCGAACACCGGGAAUUGGAACACAACUUGCAAGUGGUGGAAGAAAAAUUAUAGCGUGGGGAUUUCCGGCGGAUACGGAUCCGCCGCAAGGCAUCUUAAGGCCAAACACACGGUGGAGUAUGCAAAAUUAGGCGGCGGAACGGGGAAGCAAAUUCAAAUAUCGAGGUUUGCUAAUAACCAACAACCUUUUGGUAAUUUCUCAUACAAGGAUGCACAAAAUUUGAUUGGUAUGGCUAACUUAUUGAAGAAAAUUUGCUUUAUUUGUUUUCUGAAAGUCUUGCUUUCAAAGAUUAUGCACAAACUUGUUUAAAUCCUCAAUAUAGAGGUUAUAGUCGCAAAACGGUUAAGAAAGAAAUUUUAAAGCUUUAUGGUGCGAAAAAGGUAAGGUUACAAAAUUUUUUUUGAAAACUUUGAUGGACGUGUUACUGUAUGUUCUGACAUAUGGGAGGAUACUUAUCAUAAUUUACAUUAUUUGGGUCUGACUGCACAUUAUAUUGAUAAUGAUUGGAAUAUGCAUAAACGUGUUCUUGCUUUUCGUGAAUUUAAUGAUCGUCACACCGCUGAACAUAUUUAUAUUUUGAUUGAGCGUAUUUUAAUUGAGUAUAAUUUGAAUGAUAAGGUGUUUGCUAUUGGUUUUGAUAGUGCUACUAAUAAUACUGCUGCUAUUUCUAGAUUGCGUGAAUUGUGUGAUGCUACUUCUUUGAUGGGUAGAUUUUUUCAUCAACAAUGUGCAUGUCAUGUUCUAAAUUUAUGUGUGCAAGAUGGUCUAAAAGCGUUAGGAGAUUCUAUGGAGGUAGUCAGGGGGAUUAGACGUAUUUGGGGUAGUGUUCAACUUAGAAAAAAAUGGCAUGAUUAUUUGAUAGAAAGAGGUGUGAAAUAUGUGUCUUUUCCUAAACAAGUGCUAUCAAUGCCGGUUUCAAUAGAAUCUCUUGAGACGCUUAUAUCACUACAUAUGUCGGAGAUUUCGAUUGAUUAGUAUUUCAUGUUUUAAUUUUUCCUUCAAUUCUCAAUUGUAACUUGUAAACUUGCAGUUCAUAUUUCUAAAUUCUAAUAAAUAUACGUUCAUUUUUUAUAUGUAGCACUUCUCAAAUUAAUUAAUUUUACAUUAUUUAAUUUAUUCAAAAAUUUCAAACUAAAAUAAACAAAAAAAAUUGAAUUCAAAGGCUUAGCCUCAAAGACCCAAACGGCUAUAUAGCCAUUGGUAGGGGUGGGGGUACAAAAAUUUCUAUAAAUACUCUUAUUUUCUAACAUUUUUAUACACAUCUUCUCCAAUAUCCAAUCUUCAAUCUCCAUUCUCUAUCUUCAUCUCCAUUUAUUCUAGACUUUCUAGUAUUUAUAGAAUUAUUAUAUCUACCAUUUUUAAGAUGCAAAGUCAAUAUACCGUUAUCGCGUAUAAUUUUUAUACGCAAAAGGACCUGAGGACCGGGAUGUGGUACGCAACUUGCAAAUAGUGCGGGAAAAAGUGUAGUUUGGGGGAUUCACGCGGAUACGGGAUGACCAAGAAGCAUAUUAAGUAAUGUGACUAGGGUUGGACUCGGGUCCGGGCCGGGUCCGGGUCGGGCCUAGGCCCGGGCGGACCGGCGGGUCAGAAAUGGUG
Molecule: messenger RNA, 2753 nt
Organism: Cuscuta europaea
Lineage: Eukaryota; Viridiplantae; Streptophyta; Magnoliopsida; Solanales; Convolvulaceae
Source: the annotation of a GenBank genome assembly